GGCUGGCGUGGCUGUGAGAUGGUCAUCUUAGGAUGAGCAGAGGGGGUACAACACCCCCAUGCCCCUAGCAGGACAUAAACCACCUCAGGGUGGCACCUUUGAUGUCCCAAAUGAGCACCCACGAAUUGCAGGGCCAUACAAAGCAGCAAGUCAAGUGCUCCCAGAGCUAACGGACUGGGGCGGGGGUGGGGGGGUGGGCAGGGUGCUGUUCCCCCUAAAUCCAGCUUUGAAGCCAACAAAAGCACUAAGAGCCGGGAGGAGGCAGAUUCCAGCUUUGAUCCCUUUCGGGUCACCCCCCUUUCCCCCAGCUGCUGGGUGUGGAAACUUGACCCUCCGCCGCUUUCAUCCCUGCGUGGGUGGGAAAAGGGCCCUGGGAAAUGGUCCUGGAUGGGGCUGGGGGCAGGCAGGGGGGCCUCCAGCCCUGUCGGCCGGCGCAGGGGGUCUUAGCGUGGCUCCAGCGGGGAAUCCCCUGUUACAUACACCCGCAGGUGCUGUCCCUGCUCCAGCUGCCGUCCCCACGGGGGCUCGGGAUGGCGGGGGGGUGGCUCAGGCUGCCCCUGCCUCCCCCCAGCGCUUAAAGGCUCCCCUAGCCUGGUCGGAUCAGACAGCAAGGAGCAGCCAGAGGGGACGCAGCCGGUCCAGCCUGACCCGGUGGGGAGCCUGGGAUGAACGGCUCGGCACCGCUGCCCACGGGGCACCCCGGCGAGUGUGCGCCCAGCGACCCGGUGCAGUUCCUGCUGGUGCCAGCUGUCUACUGCCUGGUGCUGUGCGUGGGGCUGCCGGGCAACCUGGUGGCUUUGCUGGUAUUCCUGCAGAACGGCAAGGUGAAGAAGGCCAUCCGCAUCUACCUCAUCAACCUCACGCUGGCCGACAUCCUCUUCAACCUCACCCUGCCCCUCUGGAUCCCCUACUACCUGGCCGGGGGGGACUGGCUGCUCUCGGAGGCUGCGUGCCGCCUGGCCGGGGCCGCUUACUACCUGGCAACCUACAGCGCCGUCACCUUCAUGGCGCUCAUCAGCUUCAACCGGUUCUGCGCGGUGCGGGCGGCGCGGCGGGAGCUGCCGCUGACGGGGCGCCGAGGGGCCGCGCUGGCCUGCGCCCUGGCCUGGCUGCUGGGGCUGGGCUGCGCUGUGCCCACCCUGGCCACCCAGCAGACCUUCCCCGCGCGUGCCGGAGCCACCGCCUGCUUCGAGCAGCACGGCCGGCAGCGGGUGUACGCCUACGCCAUGGUGGGCUUCUUCGCCGCCGCCUUCCUGGUGGUGCUGGGCACCUACGCCUCCAUCGCCCGGGCGCUCUCGGUGCCCGCCGCUGCCUCGCCGGGCUCCCACCGGCAGCAGGCGCGUGCCAUGGUGCUGGGAAUGCUGCUGGUCUUCGUGGUCUGCGUGGCCCCCUACCACCUCACGCUGGCCCCCUGGGUGGGCAGCCAGCCCCCCGUGCCGCUCUGUGGGCCCCCCGCCACCCUGGACGUGCUGCACGCGCUGAGUGUGGCCCUGCUCAGCCUGAACAGCUGCCUCGACCCCCUUGUCUACUGCUUCUCCAUCCGGCGCUUCCGCGCCGACCUGGGACGGACCCUGCGCAAGAUCGGCCGCUGCCUCCCACUCUCCCCACCAGCCCCCGCUGCGCCCGUGCCCAGUGUCCGCACGUCCUCCUUCGCCUCCUCGUAGCAGGGUGGGCACUGGGGACCUGCCUCCCACUGCCCUGGUGCUGUAGUCGGGGUGGGACGGUGUCCCUGGUGCCAGGAUGAGGAUGGGGAGCAGCAUGGGGGGAGCUCUGGCUUCAUGCAGCUCCCACCCCCACUCCACUCUCUGUCCACCCCCACAUGCUCAUGGGCCCACAGUUUCCGUUCACACACAGAUCCUGCUCUCUGCAUUUGCAAGCACUGGGGGGGCUCGCUCUCGCCUGGGAUUAAAAAUGAG
Columba livia (rock pigeon) is the source of this 1916-nucleotide messenger RNA. Its product is annotated as platelet-activating factor receptor-like. NCBI's taxonomy places the organism in Eukaryota, Metazoa, Chordata, Aves, Columbiformes, Columbidae. The record is from RefSeq and is a predicted model, not a curated record. Gene Ontology annotation, cellular component: plasma membrane. The transcript is spliced from 2 exons. Gene Ontology annotation, biological process: phospholipase C-activating G protein-coupled receptor signaling pathway; chemotaxis; positive regulation of Rho protein signal transduction. The coding region runs from base 666 to 1664 and encodes 332 amino acids. Gene Ontology annotation, molecular function: platelet activating factor receptor activity.